Molecule: messenger RNA, 1719 nt
Organism: Bathycoccus prasinos
Lineage: Eukaryota; Viridiplantae; Chlorophyta; Mamiellophyceae; Mamiellales; Bathycoccaceae
Product: tyrosine aminotransferase
Exons: 1
Coding region: 1-1719 (572 amino acids)
Biological process (GO): biosynthetic process; amino acid metabolic process
Molecular function (GO): transaminase activity; pyridoxal phosphate binding
Source: RefSeq, a predicted model, not a curated record
AUGCCUCGCACAUCCUCCUCGAACGAUGACGCGCGUCCUCUUUGCGACGACGACGAAAACACCCCUUGGUCGAUAACUGCCUCCACGUCGGCGUCGCAAACUCGGAAUCCGAUCCGAGAAAUCAUGGACAAUUUCAACGCGACACCCAACCCGAACAAAACCGUCAUCAGUUGCGCGUUGGGCGAUCCUUCCGUUUUCGGGCACUUACAACCCCCCCCCGGCGUCGUCGAACACGUCCGAGACAUGUUCAAGGAGAAGAAAAAUAACGGAUACGCCCCGAGUUCUGGUUUACACGAAAGCAGGGCGAGUUUAGCGCUGAGAUACGGGCCCAGGAUGGCACGGAAGAGUUUCGACGUGACGAGGAGGAGAUCGGAGGCGGAGGAGGAGAAAAAAUUCCUCGAAAACGACGACCAAAAAAACACCUCAAAUAAAAAAGAAGUUGACUUUUUGAAAACGAAAACGAACACCAUCUCUCUCGCGCAAGGGGGCACAGAGACGCAUCAUCGUCGCGUACAAAACCAACCUCGCAAAAGCACGGACAAUUCCGCGGUCGUGGUCUACCCGAACUCUCGAGCGAAACUGAGCGCGCACGACGCGUUUUUGACGCACGGAUGUUCGCAAGCGCUUUCGCACGCGAUUCAGGUUUUGGCGAAACGAGGGGACAGGGAGAUGGCGAUGUUGUUGCCGAAACCUGGGUUUGCGUUGUACCAAACGUUGUGCGAGGUGCACGGGGUGGAGUGUGUUUUUUACGAUUUAGACGGGAAGAAGGAUUGGGAGAUUGAUUUAGAGCACGUGAGACGGUUGGUAGAGGAAAGGAAGAGAGACGGAACGAAGAGGAAGAUAUCGGCUAUUUUGGUGAAUAAUCCGAGUAAUCCGUGCGGGGCGUUGUUUGCGGAGAGGCACUUGGUGGAAAUUUGCGAAAUGUGCGAGGAGUUGAAGUUACCGAUCAUAGCGGACGAAGUGUACGAGGAUAUUUCCUUUGGCGAUAGGUGUAACUAUUUGCCUUUGGCGAGUGUGUCGGAGACGGUGCCUAUUUUAGCCGUCGGAUCUUUGUCAAAGAGAUGGUUGGUACCCGGUUGGAGGCUAGGAUGGUUGUUAGUGCACGAUAGAAACGAUGUCAUGAAGAAUGGGGGGAUACACGACGCGUUGGAAAAGCUUUCACAGGUGACGCUAGGCCCGCCGACGCCGUUACAGGCGGCGUUGCCGUUUAUUUUGCAAAACGACGACUCGGCGUGGUUAAACGAAACGUUGCAAACGUUAAGAGAGGCCAGGGACGUGUGUAUUGAAAAAUGCGAAAGGUGUGUUGGUUUGAGUAUGGAGUCGUUGCCAGACGGGGCGAUGUAUGCGUUGGUAAAAAUCGAUUGCGAGCUGUUCAGAGCGGCAGGGAUGACGGACGACGUCGCUUUUACGAGCGCCUUGUUUAGCGAAGAGAGCGUUUUAGUGCUUCCCGGGCAAUGUUUUGGAGCGUUUGGAUACGCGAGAGUUGUUUUAACGUGCCCAACGGAAACGCUCUCUGAAGCGUGGGAUAGAAUAGAAUCGUUUUGCCAGCGCAAAGCGUCGCCGGAUAGUCACGGUAGUGAUAAUUUAGUAGCGGGCGAAGUGUUAUCGGCGAGCGAAUUCGGAAGAAAAACGUCAACACCUGCGCCGCCUUCGGAUGAGGACAUCGAUGAUGUCUUCUCUCUCGAAGCGACUAUGCGACAAGAAGAAGCUAUUUAUUAG